Alosa alosa (allis shad) is the source of this 593-nucleotide messenger RNA. Its product is annotated as cortexin domain-containing 1-like. The transcript is spliced from 3 exons. The coding region runs from base 1 to 324 and encodes 107 amino acids. The record is from RefSeq and is a predicted model, not a curated record. NCBI's taxonomy places the organism in Eukaryota, Metazoa, Chordata, Actinopteri, Clupeiformes, Clupeidae.
AUGCAACACCACGGCAGGCAGAGGGACUCUUCAGAUGAACCAGAGAGUUUUGGCAGUGGUCAGGCAACAGGACUGGGUUUCCUGGGUUUCCUUGUGACAACAGACACAAGGAGACAGGUCCCUAGAAAAGCCCCGAUGGACCAGCCACCGCCCCCGCCACUUCUGACCAGCUCGGAGGUCGACGUGGACCUUGGCUUCGCACUCUUCUUCCUCCUCCUGCUCUGUGUGUUCCUGUUGGCCACCAUAGUGCGCUGUGCCCAGACCGUGGUUGAUCCCUAUGGAGCCAUUUCUACCUCCACUUACCAGGAAGAGCAAAUCACCUGACCAGUUGGCUUAUUUGGAACUGUUGACUUGACUUGUAGUCAUUGGUUAGUCAUGCCAUGUGUGGUGGGGGAUGAGUUUCCUCUGAACUCAAACCAAGUUAAACACAGAACACCAGUUGUCCAUGCUUUUGUUUUCUCAGGACUGUUUGUUUGAGGUCAAAUUCCAUAGGCAAGAAAGGAGAGCAAUUACAUUCACUACGAAAGGUGAUGUACUCAAAUUUACAUCAAAUUCCCCUGAAAGCACUUAUUAAGUGGUCUUUAAUUUGUAAA